Ceratosolen solmsi marchali is the source of this 1323-nucleotide messenger RNA. RefSeq names its product Dpr-interacting protein lambda (gene DIP-lambda). The coding region runs from base 28 to 1323 and encodes 431 amino acids. Lineage: Eukaryota; Metazoa; Arthropoda; Insecta; Hymenoptera; Agaonidae. The transcript has 8 exons. The record is from RefSeq and is a predicted model, not a curated record. Gene Ontology annotation, cellular component: neuron projection.
UGCUUGUGUCAAAUAACCCCGGAGAUUAUGCCGGAAUUUUUGGCACCGCUGGAGAACCACACGGUCAUACAGGGACGCGACGUCUCCUUUACCUGCGUUGUCAAUCAUCUGCAGUCUUACAAGGUGGCCUGGAUAAAAUCAGACUCGCGCGCCAUUUUAGCCAUACACACUCACCUAGUGGCACACAACCCCCGACUGUCCGUCACGCACAACGGCCAUAACACGUGGAAGCUCCACAUCUCGAACGUUCAGAAGAACGACUCCGGCACCUACAUGUGCCAAGUCAAUACCGAGCCGAUGCUUAGUCAGAUGGGUUACAUGACUGUCGUCAUUCCACCCGAUAUCAUAGACGGAACGUCAGAAGGGCUGGUGGCGCACGAGGGCGGCAAUAUCAAGUUACGCUGCGUGGCGACAGGAUCGCCCGAGCCCAAUGUCACAUGGAAGCGCGAAGAUGGACGUAACAUAGUCCUACGCGAUAAUGGACAGAAGAAACUACUGACAAAGUACGAGGGCGAGACACUGGAGCUAAGCGGCGUUUUACGACAAGAAAUGGGCACUUACCUUUGCAUAGCCAGCAGCGGCAUACCUCCGAGCGUCAGCAAGAGAUACUCCGUCUACGUCCAAUUUCAACCAUCGAUUAAAGUUACGAACCACGUUGUCGGUGCCCCAGUUAACAAGGACGUCGUGUUGCAAUGUACGGUGGAAGCCUCGCCACAAGCAAUGAAUACAUGGUUCACCGAUAAAGGUAACAAAUUGCUGCCAAGCGACAAGUACUCGAUGACAGACCGGCAGACCAACGACUACUCUUGGGAAAUGAACCUGACGAUACGCUCAUUGGAAAAAUCCGAUUUCGUCGGCUAUAUUUGCUCAUCGGAGAAUGCGCUUGGAAAAGCUGAAGGUGCAGUCCGAUUACAAGAGCUACGCGAUCUCUUCCCAACGACGACGCCGGGUACGCAGUUCCGGCCAAAUGACCUGAGGCCCGGGCGCAAGAAGCCGAACAAAAGCGGCCGAAACCGCAAGAACGAGCAGCGCCAACACGUGGAAGACGAGCUCGAAAUCUCGAACACUUACGGGGCUCAGGACGGUGCUCAGGACGGCGAGGGACUCGGAGCCGGCCAAGGCAACGGCAUCGUCGGUGGCAGGAGCACCCAGACGCUCAACGGCCAGGCGACAAGGGGUCACCAUAGGACGGAGCGGCCACAUGCACUCCCAUCGGCCUCGCCACCCUGGAUCCUCGUCAGCGGAGCAGAGGACCGCGCCCCGCUCUUGUCGUUGCCAGCGCUCUGCGCCUGCGCGAUCCUUGUGAGGACAUGCACGCAAUAA